GCUCGCAUGUCAAAGAACACGACUGAUAGCUGUCGGGGCUAACCAUGUUUUUAGUUUUGAUGAGUUUGAUGAGUUGCUUAGAUUGUAUUCAGGACACUGUUCUUUUAUGUUAUUAGCGGAUGAUGCAACCUUGGACACUAUAGUUGAUGAUUUGACCGCAUUUGAGCUGGUAACAGAUGUUAUGGAAAGUUUUCCCAAUUCAUCUCAGAUACAGUGGUUUGGCUGCAGUUUAGUCGCUUGUCUAGCUAAAACCGCUGUUGAGCUAAACAUAACAGAGAUUAAUGAAUACAUUCUUGAGUUGAUUUAUCAGGCGAUGACAACACAUGCUGUUGUUGAAGAGCAAAAUGCUGCCUUAGUGAGGACUGGUGUUGCUAGCUCCAAGAAAGUGCAGGAAGCUGCAUGCCGAGCUUUGUCUGAGUGGUGUAGUUUGUGUCCUAACUUGAGAGAUCAAAUUGGAGAUGAUCGGAAUCCAGAUCAAACAUCAUGUUCAGGUGAAAGCAGAGAUAAAUCUGAUGCUGCCAAGUCAAAAAUCAAUUGUGCAAGUACUGAAUCUGACGUCUACAGGAGAAACAAUGGCAACAUGUUAUUUCCUCUUCAUCAGUCUCUCAUGUAUGUGUUGAUGGUGUUUACUGAUGACGAGUACAUUUUCCAGGCUGCCUGCAGUGCACUAUACUACAUGGUCAUAGACUGUGAUCGAUUGCAAGAUCUUUUUGUACAUUCUGGUGCCCAGUUGGCUUGCUUAGUUGUCAUGAAACAGCAUUCAAACAGUGCAGCUGUUCAGGAAUGGGGCUGCAGGGCACUUCGGGGGUUGUCAUCAGGCAGAUUUGAGUUUAAACACUUUCUUAGAGAUUGUGGAGCUAUUAAUGAUGUGAAGAGAAUUCUGAAUGACUUUAAAUUGAAUGCUUCUGUGAUAGAGGAAGCUAUUGGCCUAAUAGCUUGUCUAGUUAGUGCUGAUCCUGAAACUACUAGCAUAGACAUUCAAUCUGAUAUUUUGGAUGCAAUGCAGGGAUAUUCUAAUGAUCAAAACAUACAAAUAGUGGCUCUUGAAACAUUAGUGAUGUUGGUAUAUGAAGAUGCAGAAGCCAGGCUUUGUCAAUUUGACAGCGAUGAUUUGUGGCGGCUUACAGUUGCUGCAAUGGAGAAGCACGCUGACAGUGAAGUAUAUGCUGAAUUUUACCAGAGUGCUGGUAUUGCAUGCCACCGUGUUUUGGCAGCAUCUAAAUAUGCAAGUAAAUCAUUGUCAUAUUCUAUUGUUUCAUUUACUAGUAGUCCUCAGGCCAAUCUCGCACUGGGAUGGUUGCAGCAUUGUUCUACUCAUUUGGGAGAAAACUUUUAUGCUACCAAACUGUAG
This is a messenger RNA of Corticium candelabrum, 1351 nucleotides long. RefSeq lists its product as uncharacterized. NCBI's taxonomy places the organism in Eukaryota, Metazoa, Porifera, Homoscleromorpha, Homosclerophorida, Plakinidae. The record is from RefSeq and is a predicted model, not a curated record. The transcript has 9 exons. The coding region runs from base 107 to 1351 and encodes 414 amino acids.